Molecule: messenger RNA, 4698 nt
Organism: Ostrea edulis (European flat oyster)
Lineage: Eukaryota; Metazoa; Mollusca; Bivalvia; Ostreida; Ostreidae
Product: tubby-related protein 4-like
Exons: 18
Coding region: 753-4094 (1113 amino acids)
Molecular function (GO): protein binding
Source: RefSeq, a predicted model, not a curated record
CUGUGCUGAAGUUCUCAGCUUCACAUUGGGGAUGGAAUAUGACAAGAGGCAGAAUGUGGUGGGACAUAUUUCACUAAGUGCCGUUGACCAGCCCUGGACUUCAGUUGGAAAUCCUGCCUUGAGGAAUCUGGGUUGUGUGUCUUCGAGGAUGAAGACAAAUUAAGGAGGGAGGAAAUUUAAUAAUAUUUCCUCAGCUGAUUGGCUAUUGGGGAAUCACAUGUCAACACAUGAGAGACGAGAAAUAUAUUGUCUACUGUGUAAAGUGAUGUGUCCAUUAAAGCUAUAGGUUUAAUUUGGUGAUGAAAAAAAAAAAAAAAAUUCCUUCAGUAAUAAUGAAGAAAAAUGGCUUGGGAUGAUGAGUAUGCAUGGAGUAAGAAUAUCAAUUGCUUGCAGAGUUUAAGCAACAUUGGUCUUGUUUGUGAGUCAGAGAAUGUCUAUUGAUUUUUGCUGGUAGUUGACUUGGAGGAAAACAGCAGAGAGAAUCAUAGACUGCAUUGGUUACACAGACUGAUAUACGCUCACUGACGGUCACAUCGGUACCGACUCUCGUUCACCAAUCCACGUGCGGUGUCAGAAUACAACGUGUUUUGAUCAGAGGCUACUCCAGAGCGAUGGUCCUGUAUUGAAUCAAAUCUCCAAAUAUGGAAUAAUACUGGAUUUUCCCUCCCCAGAGAUUUCCGGUGCUUGUUCUACUUUGGAGAACCUUAAAAUAAAUGACAACCAUGAUACUGCCAAAAAAGUGAGAUAUUAAAAUGCAUGUGCAUUUUGAGCAGAACAACUCCACGCGAACCGAAUGUACCAUCCACUCCCUGUCAUGGAUGGGAAAGGUACCGGACGUACCGGACAACAAUGGUGGCUGGAAGUUGAACCGGAACCAGUAUUACAUGGAAGGCUGGCUGGCGAGUGGGAAUGCAAAAGGGGUGGUGGGAGUCACAUUCACCACCAGUCACUGCAAGAAGUAUGAUCCACCACCCAGGAGUAAUUUUAAUUUGAGAGGACACAAAAGUGAGGUGACGUUAGUUCGUUGGAAUGAGCCUUACCAGAAACUUGCCACGUGUGACGUACAGGGAGCCAUCUUUGUCUGGAUAAAACAUGAAGGGAGGUGGUCCACUGAACUCAUCAAUGACAGAAAUAGUCAGGUGACAGAUUUUUCCUGGUCUCAUGAUGGAAGAAUGGCCCUAAUUUGUUACUGUGAUGGUUUCGUUCUGGUGGGGUCAGUGGCUGGACAGAUGUAUUGGUCAUCUAUGCUAAACCUGGACCAGACAACUAUCACUUGUGGGGUGUGGUCUCCUGAUGAUCAGCAGGUGCUGUUUGGCACAAUGGAUGGACAAAUCAUUGUGCUGAGUUCUACUGGGACCAUGGUAACACAGGUAAUGGUGCAGCACGGGACCGAGAUUAUCUCCCUUACCUGGUCCUGUGAAAAGUUCAACAUGGACGAGUCUUCCAUGGAGCAGAAUGAGAAUCUUACCGCUCCAACUGUUACAACACCGAAACCUGUGGAUGGAGUUUUAGCAGUGUGCUUCAAAAGUGGUGCCAUAUAUCUAAUGUCAAAUUACGACGACUUACAUCCCAGGAUCAUCUACACCAAUCUCAAAGGAUCCAUGAAGUUGGACUGGUCCAACUGUGGGGAGGUGUUGGCUGUAGGUGGAUUCACAAGAUUACCAAACCUUCAGUGUCAGAAUGAGGUGCAUUUCUACACCAAAGAGGGACAACUCUUACAUAGGGUUUAUCUCCCUUGUCAGGGUAAGCCACUAACCGCUCUGUGCUGGGGCCACAAUGACCGGCGCCUGUUUGUGGCGGCUGGGUUUAACCUCCACGUGGCGUGGGUUAUGAAAAAAGUUCCCUCUUUGCAGUCGCUGUGUCAGAGAGUCAUACAGAUUUGUAUAAAGAGUGAAAAACUCAUACGACAACUACCUCUGCCUGUGAGGCUUCAUCACAGUGUUCAAACCAUGUUCUCACCAACCAUUAAGAGCUACAUUCCAGACCCUUUCAAACUACGAGAAUUUAUCUGUUCUCCGCCCCCAGCCAGCGAGCGACUGUUCUGUACCAUGAUUAGGCACGGGGAGGAGACCUCAGGGGGACACUAUACACUGUAUCUGGAAUACCUAGGGGGACUGAUCCCCCUGCUGAAGGGGAAACGGGCCAGCAAACUUAGACCAGACUUUGUCAUCUACGAUCCAAAAAUUGGGGCAAAACCUGGUGAUGAAGUUCAGAAUGCACCGCCUGAGUUUGAUUUUGAGGCCAGUUUGACGGACUCAGAUGAAGAUAUACCCUCUGAUGGGUGUGGGUCUCCCAGAAUGCAACGCAAAAAGCGUCCCAAGAUUUUUCGACCGAAGAAGGUGGAGAGAUCCAUAACCUUCCGUACGCUCGAUGAACUUUUGUACAACGACAGUCUUCCAGAGAGUAACAAGUUGGUGGAAGUGACCUCCAAUAUAUGGGGCACCAAGUUCAAGUUGACCGGGCUGGCACCGUUCCUUCCGGACGACCUGGGUAAUGUUCUGUAUAAAACGAGUCUCCUGCACCUCCAGCCACGACAAAUGACCAUUACAAUUACUGCUCUAAAUACGGUGAACCAGCCGCUGUCCAGAGACCCGAACUUUACCCCGGCUGGUCAGUGUGAUGAGGAGGGUGAAAACAGAUCAUACGAUGAAUUUCCAAAUGAAUCUGGUGACCCUUGUGCAGAGGAUGGAAUACUAGUGUCGGAAAUGUGUAACAGUGAACUUACAAACAAACUUACAAGCCAUGUAUUUAUGGAUAUUAAAUUAUCAUCAAAUUUGACCAAUCAAAACGAAGAUAAGGUUUUGUGUGACAUCAGUGGAAAUGUGAGUAGUAACAAUAAUGUGAUGAAUGGUGAGCGAUUGCAUUGGUCACCGAACAUGAAAAACAGGUCUCUUUCUCCGGCCUCGGAGUCCGUUGCUCAAAACAAUGCCUUCAAUAGUUUGGAUAAUUCUGUUAUAAAGGAUAAAUUCAUCGGUCAGGGUGCAAUCCCAAAGGUGAGAAGCGUUGCUCAAAAUGACAGUCCGUCAGAAGUGACUGUGGGGAUACCUGUCGGCGAAACAUUGGUUAAUGCAAAUAACCCGUCUUCAAUGUCUAGUGCUAAUAUGAGGACUAGUCUACAUAAUGAAGUGUCGACUAUUAUGAAGGACGGCGAUGAGAACCGCUGGGCCGAUCUAGCGAAUCCCGGCAUCAAAUUCAUAGACGAAGAAGGAACGAACAAUCGUACCUCGGAGAAUUCGGACAAUAUGGUGGGGAUAAUUUGUGAUUCUAGUCGGUUGACCCCUACCCUGUCCGAUAAUCAGAAGAGGUUGUAUUUGGAAACACAAACAAAUAUGGACUCCGAUGUAAUGAUCUGUGAUCACAGUACAGACCCCUCGGAGAUGGGAGAAGGCAGUCCGAUUUUAGGGUCGUUGGAGGAUGUACAUAAAGACUCGUGCAGAAAUAGCAAUGUGUUCUCUGGUGCUUCGUGUUCCCUCUUCUGUUACGACGAUGAUGUGGUGGAUCCAGCUUCUUUCACGCGUAACAAUUCCAGUUUGGAAAUCUGUCACAGUGCCUCUCUUCCGAAUUCUCCACUGCACAGGGCUACAGACUCGCCCAUGAGAGACAUACGGGAAGAAAUUUUACAAAGCACCUGCAAGCACUAUAGUCCUAUAUUUAAACGAAAAUCAAGACAUUUUAAUCCUAGAAAUUUUGAUAACGAGGCUGACGAUCGCACGCUAGAGGAGAUCAAGUAUUCCCAAAGUUUUAAGAAUUUAGAGACUUUCCAAAAGGCUCAGCUUAAACAGAAGCUUCAGAAGGUGCGGAAGAGAGGCGAGGACAGGGGAAGAUCAAGGUACCCUCAUCUGGGGUUUCGCCAGUUUGUCAUGCACAAUAAAGCUCCUCUCUGGAACGAGAACAGUCAAGUAUACCAGCUGGACUUUGGGGGACGGGUCAGUCAAGAAUCUGCCAAAAACUUCCAGAUCGAGUUCCGAAGUCGUCAGGUGAUGCAGUUUGGUAGGAUUGGGAGUAAUGCGUACACCCUGGAUUUUCAGUAUCCGUUCACUGCGUUACAAGCCUUCGCUGUGGCGUUAGCUAACGUGACGCAGCGACUGAAAUAGAAAGCGACAUGGGGGAGGGGGGGGGGGUAAAUAGACACACUCCAACCAAAAAUAAAUCUUUCUAGAAGCUGGGAUACAUACAUGUCGUACAUAUUUUUUUUUUUCAAUGUAAAGAAGAGAGUUGCAAUAAACACGUAUUUGUAUAAGUGUGUUUUAUAUAAUGUUGGAAUUUUUCAAUGAAAUUAUUUUUUUAUUUUUCAAAAUUAAUGAGAAAUGAUAAUGGAUUAAGUAUAUCUAAAUAAAAAAAAUAUAUUCUUCACUUUUUCGUACAAUUUGUAACUUAUGAUUGUGAUUCAGUAUUUGAACAUAAUGUAUAAAUAUACAAAGAGUCUAGCACCUUAGAACCUAUACAAUGGAGUAGAUAGGUAAUUGUGUUAUUUAUAAUGUCUCCUCUCAGAUGGCUUUAUGUUAGGUUAUUGGAAUUACCAUGCCCUUUUUGGGGCAUUUUUCUAAUUAUUUUUUAAAUCUCAAUAUUCUGCUUGUCUUUUGUUAAAUCAUGUAGUAAUAUUUGUAAGGAGAUUCAGUUGAAGAAGCUUGCUCGUGUAUGACUUUUAAACAUGUAGAUAUGCCACGUUACUUUUUGAAUAAAAAUUACCAAAUUCUG